This is a messenger RNA of Toxorhynchites rutilus septentrionalis, 1563 nucleotides long. It is a transcript of the gene BBS5, whose product is annotated as Bardet-Biedl syndrome 5 protein homolog. Lineage: Eukaryota; Metazoa; Arthropoda; Insecta; Diptera; Culicidae. The record is from RefSeq and is a predicted model, not a curated record. Gene Ontology annotation, biological process: intracellular transport; cilium assembly. The coding region runs from base 347 to 1396 and encodes 349 amino acids. Gene Ontology annotation, cellular component: ciliary basal body; BBSome. The transcript has 3 exons. Gene Ontology annotation, molecular function: phosphatidylinositol-3-phosphate binding.
UUAGUCUGCGACAGGUGUAUAUGUCAAUAAAGAAAUUAUAUACCGCGAAUAUAGAUCGCGUGCAGAAAAAUAAUUUUGGGGAACGUGAGUGUUCGAAAUUCUUUAAAUCAAAAUAGCAAUUGUGAGCGGGAAGAAGUUUGUCGAGUCAGCUAGUAUUAGAUAUUUUCAAAUUGACCUCAAACUGGUUGGAAAUUACAAAAUAAUAACAGCAUAAAAUAUAGGCAUGCGCACCGGACGCUUGUUUUUUCCAUGGGAACCAAAAGUAAACGAAUUCAAUUUUGAGUGAUAUCCUAGUUUUGAGCAUGAUAACUUCAAAUAAUCUUUGUCGCUUGUAAAACCACACAAAAUGAACCAAAAACCAGUUUGGGAAGAUCGCGAAAUCAAGUUCGAUAUAUUCAACAUCGUGAAGACGAUUCGCAGCGGCGAAAACAUCCUGGAAAUACUCGACUCUGUUGAGGACACCAAAGGGAACCUGGGUGACCGUGGUCGAUUGGUGGUUACCAAUUUGCGUAUAAUAUGGUACUCGGUUACAUCGAAUCGAUUUAGCCUGUCGAUCGGUUUCACGUGUGUACUGACGAUGAACACCAAGACCGUGGUGUCGAAGGUACGAGGAACAACCCAAGCACUGCAUAUACUUAGCGCGGGAAGUAAUUCCCGGUUUGAGUUCAUCUUUACCAACCUCACCGCCAACAAUACGAAACAUUUCUCGUCGAUCUUCGACAUAUAUCGACUGUAUCAGGCUUCCUUCUUGUAUCGGGAGCUGAAACUGCGCUCAGCGAUUGUUAACGGUGGACAGCUCAAUGUUCUCAACCAGGAGCAAGUGUUCAACACUGUCAACGGGGUGUGGAAUCUGUCCAGCGAUCAGGGCAACUUAGGUCUAUUCAUCUUCACCAAUGUUCGUCUAGUUUGGUUUGCCGAGAUGAACAACAGUUUCAACAUCUCGUUACCAUACAUGCAGAUCGCUAACAUUCGCGUCAGAGAGUCCAAGUACGGUCCAGCAUUGGUGAUCCAAACUUUAGAGACAGCCGGAUCGUAUGUACUCGGAUUUCGAAUCGAUCCACCGGAUCGACUGUCGGAUGUAUUCAAAGAACUUCUCUCGUUACACAGCGUUUACACGGAGACGCCAGUGUUCGGGGUGUUCUACGAGCAGAAGCCGGACAUGGAAAGACCUGUGGUCGAAUCCUAUGAUGACCUCGAUGAAUUGGACCAGUCAGCGGGUAGUGAAAUCAACAGUAAAUUCACCGCUUAUCUGGCGGAGUCGGAUACGGGCGGUAAAAGGCGUAAGCCUGUUUAUUGUAAAGAAUUGGGCUUCGCGAUGGAAGCUAUCAGAGAAGGUUACACAUUGAAAGAUCUGUGGGAAGUUAUACCAAGCUCGUCAACGUCUACUGGUGCAUAGGUUUCGAACGUGGUGAGAACAACAUACAAUAUUUUUAGAGAUUCAUUGGAAGGAUAUAAAAAAAUGGCAGUAGAGUAACAAAAAUACACGAGAGGACCCUUCUAAGUGUCAAUCCAAUUUUCUGUUCUCUACAAAAAUAAAAGUACAAACAAAUGGGCUAAUAGCAA